Molecule: messenger RNA, 5639 nt
Organism: Trichechus manatus latirostris (Florida manatee)
Lineage: Eukaryota; Metazoa; Chordata; Mammalia; Sirenia; Trichechidae
Gene: CRYBG1
Product: crystallin beta-gamma domain containing 1
Exons: 21
Coding region: 16-5205 (1729 amino acids)
Source: RefSeq, a predicted model, not a curated record
GGCGAUUCCGACGACAUGGAGAAGAGGUCGAGCGGUCGCAGGUCCGGGAGGCGGAGAAAGUCACAGAGAUCCAACGACUCCCCUGGCGCAGACGCGGCGCUGCCCCAGAGCCCAGGAGGGGACGACGCGGUGUUCGACGACCAGGUGGCGCCAGACGCGGCCACCGAGAACGUCUCGGCGGGAAAGAAAGGGAAAUCUCCGCAGACGGCCCCCGACGGGGGCGUUACCUCCGCUGGGAGCCCGGAGUCCAAAGCCAGCUCUGGCCCCAAAGGGCAGCCCCAUGGAGAGUCGGACCGCAGCAAGCAGCCACCCCCAGCCUCAUCUCCCACCAAGAGGAAGGGCCGGAGCCGCGUCCCCGAGGCCUUGCCCACCCCGCCCAUCAGCGGCUCACGAACUCCCACCAAGGAGUCCCCGACCAAGAAGGCGCCCGCGCCCGCGCCCGCGCCGGACGUGUGCCCGGCCGCCAAGGGCGCCGCGGGGGAGAGUGGGGAGGAGCCGGCCCGGGUCUUCCCCCGAGAGCUCACGGUCAAGAGCAGCUCGCUGCUGCAGGAGAUCAAGUCCGAGCAUAAGAGCGGCCCACUCCCCAACUAUUUCGAAGGCCGAGGAGAAGGAAAUCGAAGUAGAGAACUGGGCAGAUCCGCAGGAGGUUAUGACGCCGACGGCUUGAGGCCGAGGAAUCAAUUCGGUGGGGCCAGGUCGAUGGUGACCACCAAAGUGACCCUUCCUGCCAAGCCCAAACAUGUGGAACUAAAUCUUAAAAACUCUAAGAAUCUUGACAGUUUGGGAAAUGAGCAUAAUCCAUUUAGCCAGCCAGUUCACAAAGGAAACACUGCCACCAAAAUCUCCUUAUUUGAAAACAAACGGGCAAACAGUAGCCCAAAACAUGCUGACGCUCGAGGCGCCAAGAACAUUCUUCCCUCUAAUAAAACAUUUGUUGGGCAGGCAAAACUGAAUUUAGCCAAAAAAGCAAAGGAAAUGGAGCAACCGGAAAAGAAAGUAAUGCCAAACAGUCACCAGAACAGUGUGCUGGUGAAGGAAACCCCGGUAGAAACCAAAGUGACUGUCCCUGAAGAGGAGACUGUGAGUGGGAGUCCCAAUAUAAGAGCAAUCGAAGGAGAUCCUACCGAAGAUCAAACUCUUGGUUCUCAGCUUAACCAAGGAGAUAAAGCAGAUGUGCGAACGGAUGCUGUCUGUCCUUCAGAACAGGUGGUUGCAGCUCUGGUUCCUGGCAAGGACCACAAGCUCUUGGGAGAGGAUGACUCGAAGGCUGCUAACAGCAAAGGACUUGUACUUGAAAAUAUGACUGAUACAGCACAAGACAUUUCCAUCACCCUUGAUACCAAAGAUUUACCUCCAACAGCCAUACCAAAGCCACAGGAUACGUUUUCUGACUCACAGUCCCCUGGUGAGUCAGCUAAUAGGCCUUCUCUUUCACCAUCUGAACCCACUCCUGUGGAUGUUCCCAAAGACACUUGUGCUCAAGUUCCCAUAAGCAAUUUGCCAUGCACUGAUAUAAAAGUGUCAGAAAACCAUAAUGGAUAUGUUUUGCCUGUGUCUCAUCAGAAUAAUGAGAACAUGUCCCUCUCCAAACUUGGAGGAGAAGUAAAUCCUCCUUUGUCCACAGAAGCUGUGGAAAAUGUGUGUCCCUCCAAGGUCUUUGUCCAGGUCAGAUCCUUCAUGCUCCAGGUGGAGAACACACAGGAUAUAAGCUCCCAGAUCGUCUCAGAUCUCUCUGAAGUUAGGGAAGUGCAGUUGCCAAGUUUUCACAAUAAUGAACUUGAAGUAGUUUCUGUUGCAAGUUGUACUCCCCAGAAACAGGAAGUGCUGGGCAAUAACAGCACAUCACCCAAACAUACUCAUUGCAAAGAGGAACAUGUGGCAAAAUCUGACCCACAAGCCAUGCCACUAGAGUCAGAGAAAACUCUGCCCAUCCAGGCUGCAAGUCAGGGCAGCAAAACAGCCCUCACAGCUGAAUCCAGCCCCACCAACUCUCCUUGCAGCAGAAAUAAUUUAGAAACGCUGCAAAGGCCAGAGCAGAAUGUAGUGAAUGACCAGCACAGCCCUGCCAGUCUUUUGAAUGUUUCUGCUUGUAGUGAUGAUAGUGCAUUUGAUUCUUCUGCUGAUAUGGAAAAAUUCACUGAAAUUAUAAAAAAGAUGGACAGUUCAAUUUGUGUGCCCCAAAAGAAAAAGAAGGCCAGGGUGCCAAACUCUCCUGCCCCUCACUUUGCCAUGCCACCUAUUCAUGAAGACAAUUUAGAAAAAGUAUUUGAUCCCAAUGUGUUCACCGUUGGUUUGGGGAAGAAAAAGGAAAGUCAGCCAGAGAUGUCACCAGCUUUACAUCUGAUGCAGAACAUCGAAGCAAAAUCCAAACUGAGGCCCAAAUGUGCAUCCACCAAAGACAGUAUCCUCUUCAAGUCCUUGAACGCUAACACUAAUGGGAAAAACGAACCUGUGGUGGCUCCAGAAAUAAAUGACAAAGAGAACAGGGACACCACAAACUGUGGGGUUAAGAGAUCUAGGCUAGAAAAGAGUGCACUUUUCUCAAGCAUGUUAUCUUCUACUUUACCACAAGACAAAAUCUUUUCUCCCUCUGUGACAUCAGUCAAUACCAUGACCACGUCUUUCAGCACUUCUCAGAACAGUUCUCUUUCUUGCUCUUCAGUGUUACAGCCGGUGACUGAGGGUGCCCCACCCUGUGGUUCAGACAAAGAGCAGCCAAAUCUAUCCAACAGCUCUUUCAAGGUCUUCAAUUUCGACUCAUCAACUACAUCUCAUUCGGGUUUAAAAAGCCCAAGCUACAUGGAAAAAUAUCUCCAAAAGGAGGAAGCCAAAAAAGAUCUGGAUUCACAAAGCAACCUACACUUGCCAGAAACGAAACUUCCUGAAUUUUCAAAACUUAAAAACAACAAUGAUACAGAAAAGGCUAAUCAUAUUGAAAGCGUUCUUAAACCAAACCUGCCAAAUGUUGGAAACAGUGACACAGGCUUCACGGGUCUUUUCAAAUCCAGCCGGUAUGAGCCAAACAUGUCUUUUUCUGGAAUGUCGUUAUCAGAUACAAUGACAUUUAGAGGAAGUGUCCAAAAUAAAAUCAACCCCCGACCUGGAAAGGUAGUGAUAUAUAGUGAGCCUGAGGUCUCUGAGGAUUGCAUUGAGGUUUUCAGUGACAUCCAGGAUUGUAGUUCAUGGAACCUGUCUCCAGUGAUUCUCGUAAGAGUCGUUAGAGGAUGCUGGAUUUUGUAUGAGAAACCAAAUUUUGAAGGGCACUCCAUACCCUUAGAGGAAGGAGAAUUGGAACUUUCUGGUCUCUGGGGUAUAGAAGAUAAUCUGGAAAGAAACGAUGAAGCAGAGUCUGCUAAGCCUGUGGUAAUUGGUUCAAUCAGACAUGUGGUCCAGGAUUACAGAAUUAGUCAGAUUGACUUAUUUACUGAACCAGAAGGGUUAGGACUUCAAAAUUCCUACUUUGAUGAUACUGAAGAAAUGCAGGUGUUUGGUAUAAUGCAGAAGACUUGUUCCAUUAAAGUACAUUGGGGCACAUGGCUGAUAUACGAACAAGCUGGAUUUCAGGGUGUGCCUUUCAUCCUUGAACCUGGUGAAUACCCUGACUUAUCCCUCUGGGAUACAGAAGAAGCGUACAUUGGAUCCAUGCGGCCUCUGAAAAUGGGUGGCCGUAAAGUUGAAUUCCCUACAGAUCCAAAGGUAGUUAUCUAUGAAAAGCCUUUCUUUGAAGGAAAAUGUAUGGAACUAGAAACAGAAAUGUGCAGCUUUAUUACAGAAGGAGGUGAAACAGAGCAAACGACUGGAGAGGAUGGUUUGCCAUUUACGUCAGUGGGGUCUAUGAAAGUUCUAAGAGGCAUUUGGGUUGCCUAUGAAAAGUCUGGAUUUACAGGUCAUCAGUAUUUGCUAGAAGAAGGAGAAUACAAGGACUGGAAAGACUGGGGAGGUUACAAUGGAGAGCUCCAGUCUUUACGACCUAUAUUAGGUGAUUUUUCAAAUGCCCACAUGAUAAUGUACAGUGAAAAAAACUUUGGCUGUAAAGGUUCCAGUAUUGAUGUAUUAGGAAUUGUUGCCAAUUUAAAGGAGACUGGAUAUGGAGCAAAGACACAGUCUAUUAAUGUACUGAGUGGAGUAUGGGUAGCCUAUGAAAAUCCUGACUUCACAGGAGAACAGUAUAUACUGGAUAAAGGCCUUUAUACCAGUUUUGAGGACUGGGGAGGCAAAAACUGUAAGAUCUCUUCCGUUCAGCCCAUAUGUUUGGAUUCCUUCACUGGCCCAAGGAGACGAAAUCAGAUUCACUUGUUUCCAGAACCACAGUUUCAAGGUUGCAGCCAAAGUUUUGAGGAAACAACAAAUCAAAUUGAUGAUUUAUUUUCUGCAAAGUCUUGUAGAGUUUUAGGAGGCAGCUGGGUUGCAUAUGAUGGAGAAAACUUCUCUGGUAAUCAGUAUGUGCUGGAAGAAGGCCACUAUCCUUGUCUGUCUGCAAUGGGAUGUCCUCCUGGAACAACUUUCAAGUCUCUUCGGUUUAUAGAUGCUGAAUUUUCAGAACCAACAAUUAUUCUUUUUGAAAGAGAAGACUUCAAAGGGAAAAGGGUUGAACUUAAUGCAGAAACAAUUAACCUCCGAUUCCUAGGAUUCAACACGCAGAUCCGCUCUGUUCAGGUUAUUGGUGGCAUAUGGGUUGCUUAUGAAUAUAGCAAUUAUAGGGGUCGACAAUUUCUACUGUCACCAGCAGAAAUACCUAAUUGGUAUGAAUUCAGUGGCUGCCGCCAAAUAGGUUCUCUACGACCUUUCGCUCAGAAACGGAUUUACUUCAGACUUCGAAACAAAGCAACAGGGUUAUUCAUGUCAACCAAUGGAAACUUAGAGGAUUUGAAGCUUCUUAGAAUACAGGUCAUGGAGGAUGUUGGUGCUGAUGAUCAGAUAUGGAUCUAUCAAGAAGGAUGCAUCAAAUGCAGGAUAGCCGAAGACUGCUGCCUGACGAUCGUGGGCAGCCUGGUCACAUCCGGCUCUAAGCUGGGCCUGGCCCUUCACCAGAAUGUCGAUAGCCAGUUCUGGAGCAUGAAGUCGGAUGGCAGGAUCUAUAGCAGGUUGAAGCCAAAUUUAGUUUUAGAUGUCAAAGGGGGUACACAGUAUGAUCAAAAUCACAUUAUCCUCAACACUGUCAGCAAAGAGAAGUUAACACAAGUGUGGGAAGCCUUGGUCCUGUAAAACCUGAAUAAACAGUGCAACACCACUCUUUCCGGGGGGUCCUUCCAGACACAUUUUUUAAGAAAAGAGGCCAUGCUGAUGGAAAAGCCAAGAGGAAAGAUUGAGCUACGCCUUCUUCAAUAAUUCUAAAUGCAAUCUUGAAUCACACUAUGACCACGGGAAGUGUCUCAUCUUUUUAAAAAACUGUAAUGAUUUUAAGCCAAUAUUUUGUCUUUCUUUCAUUUCUUGCGUUUCACUUCCUUUCAGUAGCUGUUUAAACAGGUUGUCUCAUGAACAGCUUUUGGGUGUUUUUAAAAAAGGUCAUAUCAAAACUUCAGGACUGGUAGAUUUUUAAUUAUUUCCAAAGAUACUGACAGAAGAGAGCAUGAACAAAUUUACCAGCUUUGUGGACCUACAAAUCCCUUAUACUUUAAAGGAAAGGAUAAAAGCUUAAG